UUAGAUAACGUCUACCAAUUUACAAACAUUUGUUCAAUGUCCAUUAGUCAGCAUUAACAAUCUGCAAAUAAAUGAUUUAAUACUUUGACCCAAUAAAACUACAGUAAUUAGUAAUUAUAUUCCGUAUUACUAAAAGACAUGUAGUUUAUCCAACCAGUUGUGGCAGAAAGAUGACAGAUGAGUACGAGUUUACGCUAGGGGAAGAAACCAGAUUAUAUGCUGAAGAAGCUCUGAAUGAAACUGUUGAGAGUAGAACAGCUGGACUUGAAGAGAUUGGAAGAUGGUUGAAAGAGGAAAGACCAGACCUAAAUGCAAAAACAGAAACGAAGUAUUUGUUACCAUUCCUAAGAGGUUGCAAGUUCAAUCUAGAGAAGACGAAACAAAAAAUAAUAAACUACUAUACAAUGAGGAGAGAUGAACCCAUUUGGUUUAAAAACAGGAAUCCUCUAUUACCAGAGGUAGAAGAAUUAGUUAGACUUGGAAUAUUUCUCCCGUUAAGGCAGACAAGUGACGGGAGAUUGGUAAUCAUAAUACGUACGGCAGCCCACAAUCCCAGCAUUCACAGUCUAGAGGACAUUUUCAAAGUCGGCAAGAUGAUCCUGGACAUUGCUGUGAUGGAAAGCGAAUCUUGCCAGAUCUACGGUGGUCUUGCCAUCUUUGACAUGUCCGGCGUAACAAUAUGGCAUGCAAAACAGAUGACUAUCAAUAUCAUUCGCAGAGCUGUGUUUGCUUGGCAGAAUUACACGAUCAGACCCAAGCGACUAGACUUUAUCAACGCUCCAAUAUAUAUAAACUUAGUGUUAAGCAUCUUCAAAAGUUUUAUGACACAGAAAAUGAAGAGUAGAGUAAGAGUUAUCUAUGGUGGGGCAAAAUCUCUUUAUAAGGAAAUCGAUAGAGAUAUUUUACCCUCGGAUUAUGGAGGAAAAGGUGAGAGUGUGAAGGAACUGAGCAAAUAUUGGUACGAGAAGUUGGUUCAGUAUCAAGAUUGGUUUGCUGAGGAUGAGAAGUAUGCUGCAAAAUAACGUGAUCUGGAUAAUGUGAAAAGAUAUAUUAAAAUUAUGUAGUGAGUGUGGAGGUUUUUUUAUAACUGUAAUUAUUUAGUAGAAUAAUAAAACAACCGAUUUAUAAGCUUUA
Messenger RNA from Acanthoscelides obtectus, 1134 nucleotides. The record is from the annotation of a GenBank genome assembly. Lineage: Eukaryota; Metazoa; Arthropoda; Insecta; Coleoptera; Chrysomelidae.